AUGCAUUUAUCUCCCAUUUCAGCUCAGACGCCAUUACGUUUUGGUGGUGUUCAACAGCGAGAAAAAGAAAAAUUAUCAUCCUCUACAUUUUCUCCAUCUCGUUCAACAAAAUUUACUGUACAGCAUUUUACAACGGCAGCAGCACCACCAUUAGCAAUACAACAGCAUAUCGAUGAUAACGAUGAACAACAUUCAAAUUCAAUAACAACAUCAAGUUUUGGUGAAUCGAGUAAUAUGGCAACAUCAAGAAUACAUUCUACAGAACAAAAAUCGCCUAAUGUAUUGAUGGGCCGAUCGAACAUGAAUAAAAAUACGCCAAAUACACAUUUAGCUGGCAGCAAUAAUAAUGUGUCAUCUCUAAAAAAGCCAUUAUCGGGUACAAGAAAAGCUGAUGCUGGUAAAAGUCAACUACUCGAAGAAUCAACGUCUGUUCGAAUGCCUAAUACUGUACUGGCUGGGACAAAAUCAGCGAUACCCAGUGAUUAUCAAUUCACAAAUAUAAAUCAAAAUCAAUCGAAAAAUAAAAUUUUAUCAUCAAAAUCAAAAUAUUCUCCACCAAAUCAUUUAUCAACGUUAAAUGAAGCUGAACAUAUCAUUAAGUCAAAAUAUACCGAAUUGUUGGUUAAUUUUUUUGAAAGUCGCCAACCGUCGUAUAUAUUUGAACCUGUUAGAAAAGAAUAUUAUUGGACUGAUCCGUCGUUUGAUGAAGAUAAAAUAAGCAAAUUGGAAAAAUUACUGAGAAAUACAUCGUAUUUUGUUCAAAGUAUAUUUUGGUAUAUUCGAAUACUACUAGCAAUUCUUAUUACUAUACCAAUAGAAAUUGUUCAUACGUUUCUGGAUGGCCUGAUUAAGCCAUUUUUGACACGCGUACCUGUUAUUGCAGCCGAUACAAUAAUUAAACCAUUUCAUUCGGGAUUAUUUAAUUGUUUGAUAUUACCUAUUGGUAUUUUUUUAUGGAAUUCAACAGAUGUAUUAGCGCGAUCAAUUGAACCAUUAUUUCGUUUAAUUAAUAUAUUGUUUGAACCGUGUGUCGAUUGUUUUCGAGUAGCAUAUCGACGUAACGGCGGUAGAAGAAGUCAUUUCAGAACAAAUGAUGAUAACAAUGUAUUAUUAAAAUUAGAUGGUUUAGAUGAUGAACAAAUGGGUGAUAGUGAUCGACGAAAUCGAGAAGUAUCAACAACAUGUGUUUAA
Messenger RNA from Didymodactylos carnosus, 1191 nucleotides. The record is from the annotation of a GenBank genome assembly. NCBI's taxonomy places the organism in Eukaryota, Metazoa, Rotifera, Eurotatoria, Philodinida, Philodinidae.